AUGGACCAGGCGAAGGCGCUUGUCUCAGGCUUUGUCCACGAACUCGUGAGACAGCCCGAGAGGUGGAAUUCUGCGGAUAUCAUUCUCAAAGGAUGUUUCGAGGCGUGUCGUUCCUACAACCUAUCCCUAUCCUCCCUACUCCAGGAGCAGUCCGCGGAGGGCCACACACCGCUCUAUUGGGCGGUGCUCCGAAGCGCACCUAGAUCAUCAUCAUCUGACCUCCUCAGCGCCCUGAUGAACGCUGCGGCACCGCUCAGCAGUGCUACAAUGUCGGAAAUCCGCCUAGCUUGCUUGCUGAACAGCGAUCAGGCCCUCUUCCAGCGCAUUAGGCGGAUGCCUGCGUUCUACCCCCUCUCGGGGCCAGAACGAAUGCUCCUAGGAGCGGUACCUCCCUCAGAUGAGAUUGAGGUAGAUGAGCUUCCCGGGGAUGAGGGCAGAUUCGCCGUCUACUUCCGUAUCCCCAUGUUCCAAAAGCGGCUCAAGGUACUGAAGCACGUUGACUUGCAGUUCAUUGCCCGAGGCAGAAUAUGGUCCCUGAAAUUCAUGGUUGCAGGCACGGAAAACGCACGAGUGCGCCCCGCCGCGACAGCAGGAACAUGGGUUAUUACCUUAUCGAUGCUUGAGCACGGCAAGGCGACAUGGAUCGACUCUCGCCUCAUUUUCGAUGACUUGUAUGAGCCUGUAGGGUCGCCUGCCUCGCGGCGGCCUCGUCCUCUGAUGGGGAGAAGGAUGGGGUCGCAGGGGAGUCAAACGAAUUGGAUACGCCUUAAGACAGGAUCAUCGUCACAGCUGAUCCCGGACAUGCAAAGUAGUUUCCUCGGCGUUUCCUUGAUGGGAUGCCCGUUAUUGGACAGCAUGCAAUCACAUCGUAGUCCGUGUUACGACAACAACGGUUGUCUCCUGGCGAGACUGGAAGCUCGACUGAGCCGCCCAGAAGCCGACUGUGUGAUUUGCUAG
This is a messenger RNA of Laetiporus sulphureus 93-53, 957 nucleotides long. RefSeq lists its product as uncharacterized. The transcript has 3 exons. The record is from RefSeq and is a predicted model, not a curated record. NCBI's taxonomy places the organism in Eukaryota, Fungi, Basidiomycota, Agaricomycetes, Polyporales, Laetiporaceae. The coding region runs from base 1 to 957 and encodes 318 amino acids.